AUGGCUACACAUUUCAGAAUAGCCAAAGUCGACCGAUUUCCUGGUCAAGUAAUCAGUUUGGCCCACAUUGCUAAUGCAAACAAGAUUGUAAAAGAGAAGCUCAUGCCAAUGCAGUUGGCCAUGUUCAGGAGAACAGUUUUUGGACGAUUUGUAGACGUUGAUAUGGUGUUUAACAACCCAAUUGUCCAUCACAUGUUGCUUAGAGAAGUGAAAAGGACAAAAUCUGACUUAAUGUCAUUCUCUGUCUGUGGGAAGGUUGUCACCUUUUCGAAGGAUGACUUUUUUGUGAUGACUGGUUUGUGGCAAUCCCCAUCACGAGUUGAUCGGAACCAACAGUCCUCAUAUGAACUUGCUAUCAACCUAGUUUACUAUACUAAGGUCGCAAUGAUGGGAAAAAACAAACAGAAAAAUCCAGUCGACCUCAAACGUUUCAAGGACGUUCAAAACUUGGAAUACUACAAUAGUCUUGAUUGGGGUACCAUUAUUUGGGAGAGGACAUUGGAUGCCCUAAAGACUACAUUGAAUGAUAAGAGCAGUCUAUACAAGAUAAAGGUCAAAAUAAAGGUUAAAGAGGGCACUGUGAUGUCAGAUGCUGAAAGGGAGUUUCGGGAUACCCAGUGGAACGACGACCUAUAUUUGAGCUAG
Messenger RNA from Benincasa hispida (wax gourd), 645 nucleotides. The record is from RefSeq and is a predicted model, not a curated record. NCBI's taxonomy places the organism in Eukaryota, Viridiplantae, Streptophyta, Magnoliopsida, Cucurbitales, Cucurbitaceae.